Psammomys obesus (fat sand rat) is the source of this 2774-nucleotide messenger RNA. RefSeq names its product SUV39H1 histone lysine methyltransferase (gene Suv39h1). The transcript is spliced from 6 exons. The record is from RefSeq and is a predicted model, not a curated record. Gene Ontology annotation, molecular function: histone H3K9 methyltransferase activity; protein binding; zinc ion binding. Gene Ontology annotation, cellular component: nucleus. NCBI's taxonomy places the organism in Eukaryota, Metazoa, Chordata, Mammalia, Rodentia, Muridae. Bases 199 to 1440 code for a protein of 413 amino acids.
ACCGGGCUGCGCAGACUGCGCAUGGGGUUUCUUGGCCGCGCACGGCUGCCUGGCGCGCCCACGCGCUCGCGAUAGUCCUGAGGAGAAGGUUGCGGCCACACGCGGGAAAAGCGGCUCCCGGUGACCGUUACCCUUUCGGUUUCCACGGGAGACGCCGGAAGAGGAGGAAGAAGGGGAACGGAGCCCCCCACCCCCAAAAUGGGGGAAUCAGCGACUCGAGGCUGCACUGUGUGUUGCAAGUCUUCGUGGAAUCAGCUGCAGGAUCUGUGCCGACUGGCCAAGCUUUCUUGUCCUGCCCUUGGUGUUUCAAAGAAGAAUCUUUAUGACUUUGAAGUGGAGUACCUAUGUGAUUAUAAGAAGAUUCGUGAGCAGGAGUAUUACCUGGUUAAGUGGCGUGGGUAUCCUGACUCAGAGAACACCUGGGAACCACGGCAGAAUCUGAAAUGUGUGCGCAUUCUCAAGCAGUUCCACAAGGACCUAGAAAGAGAGCUUCUCCGGCGGCACCGCCGGUCAAAGCCACCCAGGCAUCUGGACCCAAACAUAGCCAGCUACCUGGUGCAGAAAGCCAAGCAGAGGCGGGCACUGCAGCUCUGGGAACAAGAGCUCAAUGCCAAGCGCAACCACCUGGGGCGGAUCACCGUGGAGAAUGAGGUAGACCUGGAUGGUCCUCCAAGAUCCUUUGUCUAUGUCAAUGAGUAUCGUGUUGGUGAGGGUAUCACCCUCAACCAGGUAGCUGUUGGUUGUGAGUGCCAGGACUGUCUGUUGGCACCCACUGGAGGCUGUUGCCCAGGAGCAUCCAUGCACAAGUUUGCCUACAAUGACCAAGGCCAGGUGAGAUUGAAAGCUGGGCAGCCCAUCUACGAGUGCAACUCCCGCUGUUGCUGUGGCCAUGAAUGCCCAAACCGUGUAGUCCAGAAAGGCAUCCGCUACAACCUCUGCAUCUUCCGCACUAAUGAUGGUCGAGGCUGGGGUGUCCGCACGCUGGAAAAGAUCCGCAAAAAUAGCUUUGUUAUGGAGUAUGUGGGAGAGAUUAUUACCUCAGAGGAGGCAGAGCGGCGGGGCCAGAUCUACGACCGCCAGGGUGCAACCUACCUCUUUGACCUGGACUACGUGGAAGACGUAUAUACUGUGGAUGCCGCCUUUUAUGGCAACAUCUCUCAUUUUGUCAACCAUAGUUGUGAUCCCAACCUGCAGGUGUACAACGUAUUCAUAGACAACCUUGAUGAGCGACUACCCCGCAUCGCGUUCUUUGCCACAAGAACCAUCUGGGCGGGCGAGGAGCUCACCUUUGAUUACAACAUGCAAGUGGACCCCGUGGACAUGGAGAGUACCCGAAUGGACUCCAACUUUGGCCUGGCUGGCCUCCCUGGCUCCCCCAAGAAACGGGUCCGUAUUGAAUGCAAAUGUGGGACAACAGCUUGCCGAAAAUACCUCUUCUAGCUCUGAGAAGUCUGAGGCCAGACUAACUGAAGGGGCCUGAAGCCACCUUCCUCUCUACUGCUGCCCUCUUGUCAAGAAUGACCAUCAGAGCAUUGUCUGCCUCCGCUUAACCUCACCUGCCCUAACCUGUCCCUAUCUGCUCCAGGGUCAGGCUGUGGUGAGGACUGAUUCCAGCUCCCCGCUCUCUGUUCCCCCUGUCCCAGGCCCAUUUUCAGAAGCUUAUUUUUCAUAUCAGGAUUUCCUAGAGUUGGAAUUCAUGCUAUAGAGGUCCAAAGGAUGAGCACCUCUGCCCCAAAAUGUUUUUUUUAAUAGCAUCUCUGCAGCUCUGUGUAGUUCAGGCUGGUGUUGGACCCUUAAUCCAGUCUCAGCUUUCCUCAUGCUGAGAUUAUUAUUUCAUUUGCUUCUGCUUGGAGCCUGUGUGACCUGUUGCAGGCCUCUUCAAUGCUCUUAAUGGUAUGAGGAAGCAACCCCCCAGGCAGAUAGACACCAGAGCUCAGAUACCAGCCUAACAUCAAGCUGGAUCAGCAACCACAGAGCCCUUGUACUCAUGAAAGACCUAGGGUCUUCUCAUUGUGCAUUUGAUGCUGCCUACCAUUAACCUUAAUACCCAUAGGGUCUCAAGAGUUGCAGGUCUGAAAAGUAGUUGCCCAAAUGCCACCAGAAUGGGGACAGAGUAAAUGCCUCUUUGAAAGCCCCAUAGGAGGGUUAAGACUGAGAUUUACUGUCAGGGAGUAGAGUUCUAGGUAUGCUAGAUACCAUUCUGCCUUGGCAUGUGAUCACUGGAACUGCUAGAAGCUGGAACCAAGAUCUCGGUAGUCUGUAGACAGCACUUAAGAUAUGAUGUGCAUUGACUAGAAGCUGAUGAGGUGCCAGGCACUGGGUACAGCACCUGGUCCAUAUGGAUUGUCUCAGGGAAGCCUUGAAAACCACAGGUGGAACCCAGGAAAAGGCCCAUGUGGCAAAAGGCACUGUCUAGGCCAAAAAUGGCUGGGGAGAGCUUGCUAGAGUAUGGUGAGCCAUAUUCUGAGUCAGCUCUAAGUAUUCACCUGGGUCUACUUGUUUCAAAAGUUAACUGCCUAGAAAUGUACAAAAGGCAAAGAUUCUGAUGGCUGCCUUGUUCCCUGCUCUCCCCACUUUCCUGACUUUCUGUACCCAGAGUGCCCCUAUGUGAGACUGUACACCCCACUCCCAGAUCUAUGUGUAUGUCUGUAUGUGUCCUGCCCACACUCCCCAGGCUGACCUUCAGGCAUGGACUGAAUCUGGUUCUCUUGCGUAUCCCUCAGCCCUCCCUGUCCUGGAGUGCAGAUCAAUAAACUACAUUGUUGAGACAAUAA